Peromyscus maniculatus bairdii (prairie deer mouse) is the source of this 1394-nucleotide messenger RNA. NCBI's taxonomy places the organism in Eukaryota, Metazoa, Chordata, Mammalia, Rodentia, Cricetidae. The record is from RefSeq and is a predicted model, not a curated record.
AGGAGUUAGAGAAAGAACCUAGCUGAGGAAGGACACAGGCAGGGACCUCCACGAAGCAGCCUCAGCACCUCAUGGAGACUACAAAGGGACUCACGCCAGUACGCACGCAGGCAACUCCAUUCAGGAACACCAGCUCCACACUGAGACUCCACUGCGCACGAAACCACACACGGAAUACACACGGUUACCAAACCUCACGCUCAGAGUUCACACAGCGCCGACCCACAGCGGUAUCUGAUGCGAUGUCUUUGUCUCUGGAUCUCUUUGGUCUUCGUGCUCGCACACAUACGCACUCAACAGAAACAUCCAAGCUCUCAAUCCAGGGGGCGAUGAUCCGAGCCUGGCCGAGCGCACUCGUAUAUCUGCGCCCUGCUUCGCGGGGCCGGCCGUGAUCCUGUCUUUCUCGGCAUAAGCAUUUGCUACGAGAGGCAUCCUCGGAGUCCUGUUCCUUCCAAGCCUCCAUAUGAAAAGAGAGAGAGGGAAAAAGCGAACUGCCAGCCUUUCGCCUCCACUUUCUGCGCAUCUGGAAAGCAGUUGGUGGCCAGCUACCCGCUUCCAUCGUGGCAUCCCUGGACGGCAGAAACAGCUUAGGUGGUCUAGUCCGGGAGUGAACGUCUUUCAAAGUGAUCCAAGACGGUAACUUCUGUCACAAGAUGGACUUGCGGAGAGAUUUAAGAGCGAGUAAUAGAUGGAAGAGAGAGAGAGAGAGACGUCCGCCCGCCCGGCUCGGCUGGAGACCUGCAACUGUCCUGAUGGCUAUGCCGAUGUCAAGCCAGAAGUUCUGGGGCCGCAGAGCUUGGGGACUCUGCAGGGUUGGCCGGGGGGUGGAGAACCUCGAGAACCAGCCCAUACUGAACUCCUCCCUCCUUGCGGCGGGGACGAGGUGGGACGGGCCAGGACGCCCUCUUAGCACCUCCUCCAGAAAUGCAGCACUUGGGGGGCCCCCACCCAGGCCUCCCAGUGCUCCUUCCCUCCGCCUUCCCAAGGGUGCCCCUCUCCAGUCCCUGUCACACUUCCAAAACCUUCCGUGCCCCCUUUUCCUCCACCUGGCCCCCACCUCACGCCCCCUGGCUUGGGCAGCAUCCCCUUUCCGCCCUCCGCCCACGCACCGCCUGACUUCGAGGGGUGCAAGCGCAUUGGGCUGCGCCCGCGUGGGGGCGCCGCGCCAGCUUCGCGUAGCUGCUCUGACGCCGCCGUCGCCGCCGCCCUCCGCAGCCCAGCCGGCACCCGCGCCAGCUCUGCAGAGCACUCGUCGCCUCUCCGGCCGGUCCCAUCGAGAGCCAGUUUAUCACACCCGGAGUCAGCCUCGAACGCCGGGCACGAGGGUCAUGAACCAGAGCGCCCCAGGGCGCCGCGCAAAGAGCCAGCGGAGAGAGCGGCCUUCACUGCCUUGA